AUGGGAGCGUCACGGGCUUCACAACUCCACUUCCCUGCUUUAACGCUUCUACACCUUUACUACAAUCUCACCGUCUCACCAUCUCCAACAAGCCAACCCGAUCCAGCUUUGCCCCUGAAACUCAUCCCGGCGCUUCCUCUAAGGAAACGUGACACCUCUCUUCCAGACGUCACAACUCUAAUCAGUUUCCAAACCCCCAAGCUGUUGUUGUUAUUCUCUUACUACCCAAGCGCCGGCCAACACUCCAUUGAGUUGUUGUUGGGCCUCCCAUACUCCCCGGAACAGCAUCGAUAUUCAAUAGAAUGUGAGAUUGUACGGACACCCAGUCGGAUUCGGUUCUUGAAGAUGGCUUCUUGGCCCGGGGCGCGACGAUCCUCUCUCUCCGCGGUACCGUUCCUGGGGAAUCACUGGGCCAAAAAUAGAAGUGAGAUCUACCUCCCCCGAAGCUCCUCGGAUGCAAACUUCCCCUCGGAAUGGCCCGAGCUAUGGCGCAGCAGCCAUCAGGCCCUAAGCUCGACGGCCUCUGGUACCCUCCAGCCCCUUUCCCCCCGCUUAUCGGAGGCCUCUCCGCCCCGAACCACCUCCACGGCCCCCAUCAUCGGCCCCCAUCACACUGAAGAUACUGGGCGCAGCACUACGAUGGGAAUCAAAAAUUGUCCGAAACCCCUGGAUCAGCUGGAGCAGUUUUUUCAUUCCCCACCGGCAUCACAACAGGCCCGAUCCUUGCCCCCUGUGACCGCCCCUGCACGUAACCACAGCGCUAAACUAGCGAGGCUCGUAGAUGACGUUCUUCAUCUGCAAGAAGAAGUCUCUACACAGCGUUUUCAAGCUCGGGAUCUACGACAGGCUCUAAGGCAGAAGCGAGAAGAAGAAGACGAUCUGCGAUUAUCUUUGCGCAACCAACUAAAUCUCAUAUCCCUGGAAACCGCACCCGCGGAGUUAAUCAGCAUCAACACAGCCAUUGAGAACCUCCAGGUCAUCACGGCCUCGUACCAGAUACUUGAAGACGAUUAUCAUCAGAUAGAAAAUGAGCUGGCCCAUCGUGAGUCCAUCCUGGAUGAGCGCAUAAGGAAACUCACCGAACUUCUUUGUAAACAUGCCACAACAACAGCAACCACCACCACCACUACCCAACAGCCCAACAUCAAUGGUUCGGGCUCUGAUUCGCUUUCUAUUUUUUCUUUCCCCUAUAAUACCAACCAUAUAUCGCAAGCAAUAGCAGAAUAUCUCUCUCUAGUGGGCGAGGUUCGCCUGAUGCGUGAGCAAUUAUCUGAAUUAAAGACCCAAUAUCUGGCUCUCCUCGACCAACGCGACCGAAGCGAGCGCAUCGGUAUCACACUCGAUAGCGAAGCGCUUGUGUUUCUGGAGUGCUAUGAAGAGGCAAAAGCGAAGGCCAAGGCAGAUUUGGAUGUGGCAAUUCACCGCUUACAGUCCCAUCCCGAGCACAAGAACCAUGACGAAUCCGUGUCGCUCAAUGAUGACUGGAAGCGAGUCAAAGAGGCCUUUCUCCCUGAACAACCAGACAAUGCAAAUCCUCCGGAUCCACUUCGAUUGACCGAGUUUGAAGAUUUGUCGCCCUUUUUUGAACCAGUGUCCGCAACCUCACUGAACAAAACCGCCUUCAUCAACCGAUGGCUGCUCCAUCAGUUACGUCACUCCGGGUUUGAGAUCAUGCGGUUCAAAUCGAGUCCUGCGGUGAUGAAUCUCACUGACCAAGGUGUUGAUGGCAAUACCAUCAGUCGAAUUGCGCUGAACAUGUGGUAUCAUGAUGACCCUAGGACGGUGGCGCCCCCGAGGGGCAACUCUGCUAGUUAG
This is a messenger RNA of Penicillium macrosclerotiorum, 1815 nucleotides long. RefSeq lists its product as uncharacterized. The transcript is spliced from 2 exons. Bases 1 to 1815 code for a protein of 604 amino acids. NCBI's taxonomy places the organism in Eukaryota, Fungi, Ascomycota, Eurotiomycetes, Eurotiales, Aspergillaceae. The record is from RefSeq and is a predicted model, not a curated record.